AUGAGCUUCGUCCCCCGCCGCGGUCUCUCGACCCUCAUUCCCCCCAAGGUCGCCUCUCCCAAGGCCCUUGGUGCGGACCCCAACGCCGUUCGCAUGCAGCGCGUUGUCAACUUCUACGAGAAGCUCCCCCGUGGUGCCGCCCCCGAGGCUAAGCCCACUGGCAUCCUCGGCCGUUACGCCGCCAAGCACUUCAGCGGCAAGAACGCCUCUGCGAAGCCCAUCAUUCACGCCCUUGGCUUCCUCCUCGUCAUCGGCUACGCUCAGAACUACUACUUCCACCUCCGCCACCACAAGAACAAUGCUCACUAA
Messenger RNA from Colletotrichum godetiae, 309 nucleotides. Its product is annotated as mitochondrial F1-F0 ATP synthase subunit F of fungi-domain-containing protein. Bases 1 to 309 code for a protein of 102 amino acids. The transcript has 5 exons. Gene Ontology annotation, biological process: proton motive force-driven ATP synthesis. Gene Ontology annotation, molecular function: proton-transporting ATP synthase activity, rotational mechanism. The record is from RefSeq and is a predicted model, not a curated record. Lineage: Eukaryota; Fungi; Ascomycota; Sordariomycetes; Glomerellales; Glomerellaceae.